Miscanthus lutarioriparius is the source of this 1365-nucleotide messenger RNA. NCBI's taxonomy places the organism in Eukaryota, Viridiplantae, Streptophyta, Magnoliopsida, Poales, Poaceae. The record is from the annotation of a GenBank genome assembly.
AUGGCGUCGCCCGACGCUCUUCCGCUACGAUUCCUCCUCGUCGUCCUCGUCACCUUCACCGCUGACGCCACCCAACGACCAAAAACGCUGCACAUCCCCGUCGUCCACCGAGACGCAGUCUUCCCACCCCGGCGCGGCGCCCCACCGGGCAGCCUCCGCCGCUGCCGCCAUGCCGCUCCCUACACCGCACAGCUGGCGUCCUUCCACUCGAUCACCGACGACGACGGCGACCGGCUCCGCUCCCCCGUCAUGUCGGGUGUCCCCUUCGACAGCGGCGAGUACUUCGCGGUCAUCAAAGUCGGCGACCCGCCCACGCGCGCGCUCGUCGUCAUCGACACUGGCAGCGACCUCAUCUGGCUCCAGUGCGCGCCCUGCCGCCACUGCUACCGCCAGGUGACCCCGCUCUACGACCCGCGGAGCUCCAGCACGCACAGGCGGAUCCCCUGCGCCUCGCCGCGGUGCCGCGACGUCCUCCGCUACCCCGGCUGCGACGCCCGCACCGGAGGCUGCGUGUACAUGGUGGUGUACGGCGACGGCUCCGCGUCCAGCGGCGACCUUGCCACCGACAGGCUCGUGUUCCCCAACGACACGCACGUCCACAACGUCACGCUCGGAUGCGGCCACGACAACGAGGGGCUGCUGGAGUCGGCGGCCGGGCUGCUCGGCGUCGGGCGGGGCCAGCUGUCCUUCCCGACGCAGCUGGCGCCGGCCUACGGGCACGUCUUCUCGUACUGCUUCGGCGACCGCUUGUCCCGCGCGCAGAACAGCUCCUCGUACCUCGUGUUCGGCCGCACGCCGGAGCUACCGUCCACGGCGUUCACCCCGCUGCGGACGAACCCGCGGCGGCCCAGCCUCUACUACGUGGACAUGGUCGGCUUCAGCGUCGGCGGCGAGCGCGUGACCGGAUUCUCCAGCGCCAGCCUCGCGCUGAACCCGGCGACCGGGCGUGGGGGCAUCGUGGUAGACUCUGGCACGGCCAUCUCACGGUUCGACCGGGACGCGUACGCGGCGGUGCGCGACGCCUUCGACUCGCACGCGGCAGCGGCCGGGAUGCGGAAGCUGGCCACCAAAUUCUCAGUGUUCGACACGUGCUACGACCUCCGAGGGAACGGUGGGCCCGCAACUGCUGUUCGUGUCCCCAGCAUCGUGCUGCACUUCGCCGGUGGUGCGGACAUGGCACUGCCUCAGGCGAACUACCUCAUCCCCGUGCAGGGCGGGGAUCGCCGGACGUAUUUCUGCCUAGGGCUCCAGGCGGCGGACGAUGGCCUCAACGUGCUCGGCAACGUCCAGCAACAAGGCUUCGGUGUUGUGUUUGAUGUGGAGAGGGGAAGGAUCGGUUUCACGCCAAACGGAUGUCCAGUUUAA